AUGGUCGAAGGAGCUCCAGCACACGGAACGGUGGCGCAUCUGUUGCCUCUGACGUACAAGCGAUACGUCUCGGAAUGGCUCGAAGAGGACACACCGAGCUUCGACUAUGGAGGUUUCGUGGUCGGUGAGGAGAUAUCCGAGGCCAAACUUCUGGGCAAGAGCGAGGGCAUCGUGGCUGGCGUCCCGUUCUUCGAUGAGGUGUUUAAACAGCUGAACUGCACAGUCGAAUGGCACGUCAAAGAAGGUGACUCUGUUGGAGAAAAGAUCACGCAUUGCGCCACCGUUCGCGGACCAGUACGCAACCUCCUCCUGGGCGAGCGCGUAGCUCUGAACACACUGGCGCGCUGCUCGGGAAUCGCAACAAAGUCCAACCGCCUGCUCACUCUUCUGCGCAAAGCUGGCUACCAGAACAUUCUUGCCGGCACACGCAAAACCACUCCUGGAUUCCGACUCGUGGAGAAGUACGGCAUGCUUGUUGGCGGUGUCGACGCUCACCGAGUUGAUCUUUCCGCCAUGACGAUGCUGAAGGAUAACCAUAUCGUUGCCGCAGGCAGCAUCACCAACGCUGUGCGUGCCGCGAAAUCAGCAGGUGGUUUUGCCAUCAAGGUGGAAGUAGAGUGUCAGAGCUUCGAAGAAGCCGACGAAGCCAUCGCAGCCGGUGCUGACAUCGUCAUGCUGGAUAACUUUACGCCCGACGGUGUCAAGGUGGCUGCUGCGCAGCUGAAAGAGAAAUGGGGACGAGGCACAGGGGACAGGAAGGCUUUCUUGGUCGAGGUCAGUGGCGGCCUGACCGAGCACAACGUCGAGAAGUAUGUCUGUGGGGACAUUGAUAUCGUGAGCACGAGCAGCAUACAUCAGGGCGUUCCUCACGUGGACUUUUCGUUGAAGAUUGUACCCAAGACGAAGAAGGAUGGCGGUGAAAGCUUGGCGGUCUAG
Molecule: messenger RNA, 936 nt
Organism: Ascochyta rabiei
Lineage: Eukaryota; Fungi; Ascomycota; Dothideomycetes; Pleosporales; Didymellaceae
Product: Nicotinate-nucleotide diphosphorylase (carboxylating)
Exons: 3
Coding region: 1-936 (311 amino acids)
Biological process (GO): NAD+ biosynthetic process; quinolinate catabolic process
Cellular component (GO): cytoplasm
Molecular function (GO): nicotinate-nucleotide diphosphorylase (carboxylating) activity
Source: RefSeq, a predicted model, not a curated record